Clunio marinus is the source of this 285-nucleotide messenger RNA. The record is from the annotation of a GenBank genome assembly. NCBI's taxonomy places the organism in Eukaryota, Metazoa, Arthropoda, Insecta, Diptera, Chironomidae.
AUGGAAAAAGCUAAUUUCACAUUAUUGUUUGGACAGCUGUUGAAUCAAAUAUAUAUUGUCAUAAGGAAUAAUAGCUUGUGCACGGACUUAAAUCACCCGAUGAAAGUUGAGAACUUUUUACACUCGAAGAAGCAAGGAAUUGUAUUGGGUUUUCUUUUUUGCUUUGAUGGUUUUUCACAUCGUUUCCAAGUUUCUUUGAAGCUGAAGCCUGAAAAACUCUGCGGUAUGUCACUCAGUGAUUUCACAAUAAAUCCAUUACAUGCUGUGGAUGGAUAUGAACUUUAA